Messenger RNA from Pochonia chlamydosporia 170, 525 nucleotides. RefSeq names its product cupin superfamily protein. The transcript is spliced from 2 exons. NCBI's taxonomy places the organism in Eukaryota, Fungi, Ascomycota, Sordariomycetes, Hypocreales, Clavicipitaceae. Gene Ontology annotation, cellular component: intracellular anatomical structure. The record is from RefSeq and is a predicted model, not a curated record. The coding region runs from base 1 to 525 and encodes 174 amino acids.
AUGCUUCUACAGAACCUCUACACCGUCAUCGCAGCACUAGCGUUCCUUUCCACAGAGAGUCUCGCGACAACGUCGAAGCCAAUUGACCAGCGCAAGGCGCAGGAGAUAGUGAAACAGCUGAAUCUCCAACCAAACCCUGAAAAGGGCUACUACGCGCAGACAUUCGAAGACCCAGAUAAAGUCAACAACCGAUCCGUUAGCACACUCAUCUACUACCUACUUGAGGGUUCUGCAGGAGACUCAAAAUGGCACCGCGUUGACGCUGCAGAGGUAUGGCACUAUUACGCUGGCGCACCACUUACUCUUUCGUUGUCGCAAGAUGAUGGCUUGCCAGUUGAAAAGCAUGUUCUUGGGGCGGACAUCUUCAACAAGCAGGCUCCACAGGUUGUAAUUCCCAAAGAUACGUGGCAAAGCGCACGGUCUGGUGGAUCAUGGACCUUGGUUGGAACUACUGUUGCGCCUGGCUUUGUCACAAGUGGUUAUGAAAUCGCACCACCAGGCUGGAAGCCAAAGGGCUCUUCUUAG